Molecule: messenger RNA, 2689 nt
Organism: Mya arenaria
Lineage: Eukaryota; Metazoa; Mollusca; Bivalvia; Myida; Myidae
Product: sodium- and chloride-dependent GABA transporter 1-like
Exons: 14
Coding region: 148-2055 (635 amino acids)
Biological process (GO): sodium ion transmembrane transport
Cellular component (GO): membrane
Source: RefSeq, a predicted model, not a curated record
AUCGGAGUUAUGCUUGGAAAAAAUAAUAAUUACAGAAAUAUGCAGAUUAAGUAAUUGUCACCGUUAUAGGAUUAUUUUUAUGACAGAUACCUGAAUCUACUAUUGAUUUAUGAGAUGAAGCGUAUUAACGAAAUGUAAAAGAAAAAAAUGAAUUCGUGUUCAAAGGAAAUUUCGAAGUUUGAUCUGGAAACGGACUCGCUUGAGGAGACUGACAGUGAAAGACAUGGCGCCAAAACGAGGCGCCAGACAUGGGCAUCUCAGAUCGACUUUAUAAUGACCUCGGUUGGGUGUGCAGUUGGGCUGGGAAAUAUCUGGCGAUUCCCUUACCUCUGCUAUAAAAAUGGAGGAGGUGCUUUCUUCAUCCCCUAUUUCCUGUCGUUUAUCCUGGCGGCGGCACCUACAUACAUCAUGGAGAUUAGCCUUGGUCAGUACAUGAGCGCAGGGGUCGUGCAUGCCUGGAAGGCUGUUCCCAUCUUCCAAGGGCUAGGAUUUGCUUCGCAAAUAAUAACUUUAUAUUCAAACAUCUACUACAUCGUCGUUGUCGCCUGGGCUCUCUACUAUAUAGCAGUAUCGUUUACAGCCAACUUGCCCUGGGCAUCGUGCGGUAAUCCCUGGAACACAGAAAGAUGUUUUGUAACUGGGAUGACACUCAAUCAUACUGUCACCGAUUGUGAGACUGUCACCAACAAUUCGUCUGUCUUCAAUUCCUCUUCUGUCAUGAUCAAUACAACAGAAUGUACGUCUCCAGGAUCAACUUUCCCGCCUGUUGAUGCUGUGGUGGAGUAUUGGGAACGGGGAGUCUUGCAAAUGUCCCGCGGACUUGAAGAACCGGGACGGGUUGUGCCCGGCCUGGCUGUUGCUCUUCUGGUUGCGUGGGUAUUGGUUUACCUGUGUAUAUUUCGGGGCGUGCGAUGGACAGGGAAAAUCGUGUAUUUCACAGCAAUUGUCCCCUAUGUACUUCUGACGGUAAUAUUUAUUCGCGGAGUGACACUGGAGGGAGCUGCGAAUGGUCUAGUGUUCUACCUACGACCAGAUUUUUCGCGCAUCCUGGACGCUCAAGUUUGGAUAGACGGUGGAACUCAAGUCAUUUAUUCCAUUGGGGUCGGACAAGGCUUCAUGAUAACUCUAGGAAGCUACAAUAAAUUCAAAACAAAUUGUGUUAGAAAUGGACUCAUCAUUAUGGUAAUAAACAGUUUCACGAGCGUGUUUGGUGGUCUUGCUGUUUUUGCAAUUCUCGGCUUUAUGGCUCACGAGACACAACAACCAAUAGACAAAGUCGUGGAUACAGGUCCCGGGUUGGUGUUCCUUGCCUACCCUAAGGCGGUGACUCAGAUGCCUCUAUCUCCACUCUGGUCUGUGCUUUUCUUCAUGACCAUCUUGUUUGUUGGGCUGGAUAGCGAGUUUGCAGGAGUUGAGGCUUUCCUUACGCCGUUCAUGGACAGGUACCCGAAGAUCCUAUACAAGCCUAGAAACAGGAUGAUUUUUGUGGGCGUUUACUGCAUUUUCUGCUUUCUGAUUGGCUUAUCGAUGGUUACACAGGGAGGCGUUUACCUAUUCCGACUGAUAGAUUACUAUUGUGCCAGUGGUCUGGUCCUUCUGGCAAUGGUGUUCUUCGAAACUCUGGCCAUCGGAUGGGUUUACGGAGCGAGUCGAUAUUACGACUCCCUAGAAAUGAUGAUUGGUUAUCGAUGUGGCCCAUGGAUGCGCAUCGCAUGGCAAUUCACAGCUCCGUUAGUCAUAAAUGGUAUAUUCUGGUUCCAGCUUUCUACUUAUAAGCCUUUAACAUUCAGCGAUGAUUACCAGUACGCUCCUUGGGCAACGGCUCUCGGCGUGUUCUUCACAUUGUCAUCAAUUUCAUGUGUCCCAGCGGUAGCUGUAUAUCUCCUUAUCAAAUCUCCUGGUUCUCUGAGAGAGAGAUGGCAAGCGCUUACUACACCAGAAUUGAAGAAACAUCAACUCUUCCCGGGCUGGGAAAAUACAAACUACAAGUGGAGUCAAGUGGAAUACAAAAGUCACGACGCUAAUAACCCUUUCAACUUUGACUCGGGGAUUUAAUUUCAUAGUUAGGGGUGUUUAGUUUAAUGUUGUGAACAGUAGAUUCUAAUUAUCAUAUAUACCUCUGAAUAUAAAUUGGUAACACUGAUCGGAUAACUGAAGAAUAAGAGUGUUUGCCACUUGUCUGUCAUCUUCAGUCGGCGGAACAAACCGACAUAAAACAAGUAGUUUACAGAUAUUUGCCAACAGGCGUGUGUUGUUGUAGCAAAAUCAGUCCUAUCUUCGAACUGGUACCUAACAUUGCAGUAAAUAUUGGGCUGUAAUUUCGCUAAAUUAUAGUUGACAUUUGAAUUAGACAAUUGUGACACAUGCAUGAUAUAUUCUUCCGCAUAUGAUGAAUGCCCUCCAAUCUGACAGCCUUUCGCCAUCUUAAUUGCGACGGUUCUAUUGAGUAUAGACCGUGGAACAUGUAGAGUGUAUAUCGUCACAAAGUUUGACUCAGUUGUGGUCAUCUGUGAUCAUUUAAAUAUUUUGGUUGUUCUGUUAGCCGGACAGCCGGAACAAUUUCUACCCGAAACAUAUAUUAUUCGACAAUAAGUUUUUUCUUCUGGACGGACGUAUAUCUUUUGCGGCCGGAUAUUUGUUACUCCGAAUAUAUAUAUUUAUAUACAUGGUAUUAAACUGGUUCGGAAUA